This is a messenger RNA of Hippopotamus amphibius kiboko, 2094 nucleotides long. It is a transcript of the gene RNF39, whose product is annotated as ring finger protein 39. NCBI's taxonomy places the organism in Eukaryota, Metazoa, Chordata, Mammalia, Artiodactyla, Hippopotamidae. The transcript has 4 exons. Gene Ontology annotation, molecular function: protein binding. Bases 200 to 1252 code for a protein of 350 amino acids. The record is from RefSeq and is a predicted model, not a curated record.
UGGUGGGGAGAUUGGCGGAGACAGACUGGUUGAAGAGAGAGGCGAUCGCAGGAGAGGGCCAGAAAAGUGUCAGAAAGUUAAUGCGGGAGGCGGAGAGAGGGGCAGCGACGCAACCAGCAGCAGAGGCCCUCAGCCAUCUGCGUACCCGAAGGCGGUCGCGGUGGUCGCGGAAGGGACGGCGCCCGGACGCUGGCUCCCUAUGGAGGCGUCCGAGCUGCUGGGCCCGGGGCUGGUGGAGCGUCUGGAGCAGCUGGCGACGUGCCCGCUGUGCGGGGGCCCCUUCCAGGACCCGGUGCUCCUGGCGUGUGAGCACAGCUUCUGCCGCGCGUGCCUGGCGCGCCGCUGGGGGACCCCGCCGGCGACCGGCCCGGAGACGCCCCCCACCGCGUGCCCGUGCUGCGGCCUGCCGUGCCCCCGCCGCUGCCUGAGGUCUAACGUGCGGCUGGCGGUGGAGGUGCGGAUCAGCCGCGGACUGCGGGAGAAGCUGGCCGAGCCCGAGGCGCGUGCGGGGAAACGCCGGGGCGGCCGCAUCCCCACCAUGGGCUGCCUGGACCCGCACGAAGAGGAUAUGAAGAAGACAUGGAGAAGGUUUGAUGCCCCAAUGCCCAAGUCAUCUAACUCAGAGGACGAUCUCCCUGAAGAUUACCCAGUGGUCAAAAACAUGCUUCAUAGACUGACGGCCGACCUGACCCUGGAUCCUGGCACCGCUCACCGCCGCCUUCUGGUCUCCGCGGACCGCCGCAGCGUCCGACUGGCCCCACCGGGGACACCCGCGCCCCCCGACGGCCCAGCGCGCUUCGAUCAGCUGCCGGCGGUGCUGGGCGCGCAGGGCUUCGCGGCUGGCCGCCACUGUUGGGAGGUGGAGACCGCGGACGCCGCCUGCCGCGGAGAGGCUUCCGGGGAGGAUGAGGACGACGGGGAGAGCCUCUACGCCCUGGGCGCGGCCGGGGAGUCGGUGCGACGCAAGGGCCGAGUAGGGCUGUGCCCCGCGGGGGCCGUGUGGGCCGUGGAGGGUCGCGGCGGGCGCCUGUGGGCGCUCACGGCCCCGGAGCCCACCCCGCUGGGCGGCGCGGGGCCCCUGCCGCGGCGCAUCCGCGUGGACUUGGACUGGGAGCGGGGCCGCGUGGCCUUCUACGACGGCCGCUCCCUCGACUUGCUCUUCGCCUUCCAGGCGCCCGGCCCCCUGGGGGAGCGCGUCUUCCCGCUGCUGUGCACCCGCGCCCCCCUCCGCAUCGUGCCAGCGGAAGGCUGAGAGGCUGGCCCACAACCCCCAUUCUGACUUGGCUCAAAAGCAGGCCGCUUCCUCUUGGGCACGGAAAUCCCUACUCAUUCCAGGGAUGACGUCCACGCCCACUGCCGGUGUACUGAUAAGCACGCCCGCCCCCCCACCUACACUAUUUUCUCCCAAGUAGUUAGGACCUCAGCUGGCCUCCAGUUUCCACAUCCAUGCCCAAAGCUGAAUUCAUUCCUGCCCCCAGCCCCAGUCUUGGGAUGCUUCUCUCCCACGGUUCCCCCAGUACUUCCCAAGGGAUCUCUCCCCUUCUGUCUUUCCCAGGCCUAAAUUGGGAAACAAGUCCUGCCCCAUCAGUGCCGGUAAACGGCCAGUGUUUAAUACACAGAGGCCUUGUCGAUGAAACAUUCACCUCCCACCCCUGCCUCUCCUCCUGGCUAAGAAGGGCCCAGUGCCCUCUCCACAGCUCUGAGGCUUGGGCUUCCCUGCCUGGUCCACUCUGAGGUUUCCUCUCAAGAGGAACAAGAGCCUCCUCCCCAAAAACAAGAGGCUUGACUCUGGCCUGGGCCUUAAUUAAGGCCCUCUGUUUUGGGGAGAUGGGGACCGGCCAGCUCUACUCCACCCUGACAGCUUUUUCCCAUUAAGAACCUUCUUAAAACCUGCCCUGGCACAUACUCACAAGGAACCAAUGUUGCUACCUCUCCUUUCCUCAGCCUGGGAAUGGCCCAGACACCACAAAUUCACCCUUGUAUAUAGCCUCACUUCUUUCCCCAUAAGUAUAAAUGGGCCUGUAUUUAACACAUUUUGUGAUGUUGGGUUAUUUAUUUUGUGCAUCUGUGGCAAUAAAUGAGAUCUCAAUGGUG